Paramecium pentaurelia is the source of this 652-nucleotide messenger RNA. The record is from the annotation of a GenBank genome assembly. Lineage: Eukaryota; Ciliophora; Oligohymenophorea; Peniculida; Parameciidae.
AAUGGCUAUUUCAAUCUAUUAAGCAAAUGCUGCAGUAGGAUCAUUAGAUUCAGCUUAUUAUUCAUUAAUCAUUAAAGGGUUUUAUAUUCCAAAAAGAUAAUGUGCAGCAAUUACGACAGAAUAUCUAUUUAAAAUUAUGACAAACAAAGUAUUUCUAAUCGCCUCAUCGGAUAUCAAAAUAGGUCAACUGCUAAAGCAAGUAUAGAAGCUUGAUUUAUGGAUGUUGAUGUAGGAAAUUAAUGUUUCAAAACCUAGGGGAUUUGAUGAAAAUCAUUUACCUGAUAAAUAAUGGAUGAUUAAUUUGUUUCACACCUUAAGAGUUAAUCAUGAUUUAUUUAGACACAACAUUCCUGAAAGUAUGUCUAUUGUAACUUAACAAGAACUAAAGUAAAAAUCUAAAAAUAAUUUAGAAUGCUGUAAGAAUUUAACACUUCACUUCAUCGAAAAUCAUAAGGGAGAUUUUUUAAACGAUCAAAAAGUCAAGCUAAAUUGUAUAAAGAUUAUAAGUUAAAAGAGAAGAUAGAAAAACAAAAAAGAAAAAAAGAAUAAAAAAUCAAAUAUAUUAACACUUUGAAAUAAUAGAUUGAAUAAAUUAACUAAAAUGAGAUUUAAGAGGAACAGAUAAUUUUGAAUCAAAUCAAUUGAUAUAUGU